Molecule: messenger RNA, 1383 nt
Organism: Lathyrus sativus (Indian pea)
Lineage: Eukaryota; Viridiplantae; Streptophyta; Magnoliopsida; Fabales; Fabaceae
Source: the annotation of a GenBank genome assembly
AUGCAUAACAAAUUGAAGCAAAAAAGAGCAAAAGAAUCUGAAUUGAUGAAUCAUUUGAUGCAUAUCCAUGUUGCUAUAGUGGCAGCUUUAACUGGAUGUGUUUCAACCAUUUUACUCAUUUCCGUUUGGAGGUUAUGUCAUCACAAGAAAGACCAAAAGAACUUCAUUGGAUCAAAUAGUUUGAACAAAAGAGAGACUCAUCAUGAAGGAAGCAAUCAAUUUGAUCAAAGAAGGAAGAAAAAAGGAAGAAAAGAUUUGUUUAAUUGGGUUGAUCAUCCAUAUCUAGCUUCUGAUGCUGUUGAAAAUGGAUGGUCAAGAUUUGCUUUCACAAGCUAUAAAAGUGAUUAUAUUUCAUCAAAAAAACCAACCCUUUUAGGAGCUUGUGGAGGUGGUGGUGAGUAUGGAAGAGAAGGAGAAAAUGAGGUUGAGGUAAGUUGGGAAGUGUGUCAAGGUUCAAAUGAAUUCAUGCAGAAGAUAAGACUUAAUUCUGGUUUGAAAAAGUGUUUUUUUCAUCCAAACAAUGCUUUGAUGAACGUUCAUUCUGUUGUUAGGACUUGUUUGCCUCUUCCUGGUCCUAGUUUAGGGAACCAUGUUUUUCCACAAGAGGCUUAUUUUGAGAUUACUAUAUUGUAUUCUUGUGGUGGAGAUGAUUGUGAAGUUGUUGGGAGAAGAGAAGGGGAGAAGACAAAGUUGCUUAUUGAAGAUGGUUUGGAUGAUGAAGGUGAUUUGAAAAGUGUUGAAGAAAUGAAAGAUGAAGGAAAAGAUGGAUCUGUGAUGGUGUCAUUAGGGUUAAGCUCUGGUGGAAGUGUUCCUUUAAGAGUUCCAGGAAGUUACCCUAGAAGCAUAGGGUUCAACUCCAAUGGUUCUGUUUUUCUUGAUGGAAUGAAACUUGUGUUUGAGUCAGACAAAGAGCAAUGGAUAGGAACUGACACAGUAAUUGGUUGUGGAUUUGAUCCAAGAAAAAAGAAAGUUUUCUUCACAUUAAACUCAGAAUUGGUUCAUGUAAUUCACUGUCAAUCAGAGGAAUUCAGCACACCACUCUGUCCAACAAUUGCGGCAAAUAUAGACAUUAUGGUUUUGGUUAAUUUGGGACAAGUGGCAUUCAAAUACGCGCCUGCAAAUGCGCAAAGAACGCCGAAUCCGUGUUUUAUAGCACCACUUGUACAUUCCCCUGGUGCUACGCUUGGAUUUGAUGACAGUAAGGAACUAUUCUCCAUGGGAAGGAUUGAUUCGCCGUGGCAGAAUCGAUCCGCGGCGAAAGGAAAUAACAACGGUGGGAAUAAUAAUAAUGUAGCAUUUGAUUUUGAUGAGGAAUCUGAAGCUGAUUUGUUUGAAAUUGUGUUGGAUGGUUCAGAAAAAUCACCAUACUCAGUGUCCUUGUGA